Molecule: messenger RNA, 1958 nt
Organism: Misgurnus anguillicaudatus (oriental weatherfish)
Lineage: Eukaryota; Metazoa; Chordata; Actinopteri; Cypriniformes; Cobitidae
Source: RefSeq, a predicted model, not a curated record
AAUUACAGUAGACAUGUUAGCAGGUGUGGCUUGUGAUGGAGAGUAGCCUAUAAGCCCCUCAUGGUCUCUCGACAAACAGACUCAUUUCAGCAACUCAGACUCAAGUGAACAACAACAACAACAGAAGCCAAAGUGAAAAUGUAUGGUAAUAACGGCAUUAUUUUAACAAUGUGCAUUCAAAUCCUGAAUGCAAUAUCAGGAAAGGAAGCUUUUAGAUUGGAGUUGUUUCCAUUAAAUACCUUGGUUCAUGUUGGCAGUACUCUGGAGUUAAACUGUCGCGUGAAAGAUUGUCCGGGUGACGCGAGCUUCUUCUGGAGUACUCUUGGAGACAAUUCUCACGGUGGAGAUGUUAACAGCAACCAGACUGUUUCCAGACUGAUCUUCAGCAACAUCUUACCCGAACACAGUAAAACAAUUGUGUGCAAAGCUCAAUGCUCAGGAAAUUCGCGAGAGAAAAAAGCUGUCGUGCAGGUGUAUUCAUUUCCUACAGAUCCUGUGGUAACCACAAAAAAACAUUUAAAAGCAAACCAAAUUCAAUGGCUCAGCUGCACCAUCCACAACAUUUACCCUGCAGACAAGUUUAAAAUUGAGUGGAUUCGUGGAGAUGAGACCUUUUACGAGGAAGUACCUGACAUAUAUGACUAUGAAGAUGUUCAGAAUUUCACGUCUACGUUCAACUACACUCCUUCUGUCACUGAUCUGGGCAAGAAUAUCAGCUGCAGGGUAACACUCAAUCUCCCUGACUUCCCUACUGAGUUGUACAGAUCAAGUCGUACAACAACUCUUGAAUAUGGACCUGGAACAAUUACCGUUUCCAGUAAUAACGCAAUAGUACAGCUUGGGGAACAUUUGGAGAUAACAUGUCAUGCAAACGGAAAUCCUCAACCAAAAAUCCUGUGGUGGAAAAUUGGGGAGAGCAAUCCCAUAGCUGAGGGCCAGAAUGAGAAGCUGGUAAUAAACAAUGCUUCCUCAUCUCAGGAAGGUCAGUACGAGUGUGAAGCAAGAAAUGAGGUGGGGAGCCUACGAAUGCCAGUGAAGAUUCAAGUUCCUCCAAAGAUCCCCAAAAUCCAGCUGGAGAAUGGUGUAGACCCAAGUAAAGGAGAUAACAUAACCAUACUCUGUUCCUCAGAGAGUGGACAAGCAACACUCAAAUUGUCUGGAAAUAACCAAGUAGCAGAAGUGCUGAACGGGUUAGCCGUGUUUUUUAACCUUCCAUCCGUUACAACAGCAGAUGCAGGGGUUUAUGUUUGUAAAGCUAAAAAAUGACUUGGGGAUCAAGGGAAGCAUAAUCAACAAUACAGUUAAAGAACUUCAGGAUAUUUCCAUGACACCAGACCUACCAACAGUCUUAGUGCCAGCUGUAGGGUCAGUGUCACUUCUGACUGCAAUAGCUGUGCUGAUCCGAUACCUUAGGAAAAUCAAUAGAAACUCUGUCAACAUACCAAUGAACUAAACCAAUAUUCUUGAAACCAUGAUGCAACAUCUUCUGCGGAUUUUUUCUAUACAAUUUCUCAUAAACAAUAGAUACAGUAAAUUGGGCUGGGCUGUCUAUUUAGUAUUUGUUAUAUAUGUACUCUGAAUAAAUACAAUGUAUACACAAUCAAUUUACAUAACUGCAUAUUUACAUUAACUUGAGUAAUAAAUAAGUAACAAGUAAUACAUAUUAAGGGAUAAUGUAAAUCAAUCAUAUUCAAGACGUAUAUGUGUAUUGUAUUGUUUUCAUAUUGUUUUAGUGUCAUUUUUCUUCUUUUAAUCUUCCAUCCAUGUCAACCAAUGUAUAACAGCCAGAACCAUUUAAAUUUCCGCUUCAUCAUCUAAUUUUCCGGUUUAUAUUUGAUAUAUCCAGUUUAGAUUUAAAGAGAUCGGACUGUUUGUGUUACAUUCAUGGAUUUCUUCAUAUAAAGUGAUCUUAUGGCUUCAGUUCACAAGGCAAUUUUUUUUGUCAAUUUAUGCAAUAA